Messenger RNA from Hypoxylon fragiforme, 1901 nucleotides. Its product is annotated as FAD/NAD(P)-binding domain-containing protein. Gene Ontology annotation, biological process: secondary metabolite biosynthetic process. Gene Ontology annotation, molecular function: monooxygenase activity; FAD binding. NCBI's taxonomy places the organism in Eukaryota, Fungi, Ascomycota, Sordariomycetes, Xylariales, Hypoxylaceae. The record is from RefSeq and is a predicted model, not a curated record. The transcript has 3 exons. The coding region runs from base 416 to 1816 and encodes 466 amino acids.
GAUUCAACUUAACUUUAGUUAACUCAUGUUGGCAAUUCACGGUCAUGUUCCUCAGAUACUACCUGUAUCACGCCUGCCUACCUACAUUCACAAAUGCAUGUUUAAGGCAAGAACAUGCGGAGGUACGUACUGCGAUAGCGGGCAAGAUUUCAAACGAGACCAAUCGAUCAUUUGAGUGUAUUACAAGCCGAGCUACCGGAGAAAUAUUCAAUCCAUAAGUACCUAGAAUAACCUCGCUAGAGUCCAUACCAUAUACGAUCCCCUGAAGCUUCACGAUUUCAUCGUCUUUAAUCUUUAAUCUAGGAUAAACCCAUAAAUUGCAUGACAUCUACCAAUAUCACCCUGUUGCUUUCCUGCUCUAGUUAUGUGAAGUUGAUCAAACCUCGUUGUCCUAUCAAUAUUAUUCUUCUCUCAAAUGUCUCCUGGUUCUCCUCCUAGGGUAUGGCGCAAGAUCGAAAGGGACCCUUCAAGUAAACUCAACGUUAUUAUUGUUGGCGCCGGACUGGGUGGUCUAGGUGCAGCUAUUUCCAUACUCCUAGCAGGUCACGAUGUGACAGUGCUCGAGAGCGCGUCUGAGAUUGGCGAAAUAGGGGCCGGCAUUCAGGUAUUACCCAAUUCUUCGAGGAUUCUAAUCUCCUGGGGGCUCGAGGAUAAAGUUGCCAGCCAUGUCACAAUGCCCCGAUACGCCAACAUGAUCGGCUGGAAGGGAAAUCACCUAUCAAGAAUGGACCUCCAUGCCUAUGCCGAUGCCCUGGGAACCCCUUUCUGGGACUUCCAUAGAGCAAACCUACAUCGCUGCCUCCUAGACCGGGCUGUCGAGCUAGGAGCCAAAGUUAUUGUCAAGUCGAGAGUCACAGCCAUCGAAUAUGCUCAAGACGGGUUAACAGCAACCGCUGUGUUAAGUGAUGGUAAGGCUAUGUCUGCGGAUUUGAUAGUUGGUGCAGAUGGCAUCUCAUCACGAUUACGUGAGCUUCACCUCGGAAAGCCGGACCCUCCUCUGCCCACAGGAGAUCUAGCAUACAGACUACUCAUUAACGCCAAAGAGAUGUUGGCUGAUCCUGAGUUACGGCAUUUCAUUGAAGAUCCUCAGGUGAACUACUGGAUAGGACCCGAUGCCCAUGCUGUUAACUAUGUUCUCAGGGGUGGGGAGUUAUUUAAUAUGGUCUUAUUGGUCCCUGAUGACAUGCCCGAAGCAGCCAUGACCGUGGAUGGAAACGUAGAAGAGAUGCAAGCCUUAUACCAAGGAUGGGAUCCGAGAAUAGGCAAGAUUUUGAGGCUCUGCGACUCGGUUCAAAAGUGGAAACUCUGUAUUCGGCCCACUCUUGAACGAUGGACUCACGAAUCAGGCACUUUUACAUUGUUAGGCGAUGCUGUUCAUGCGACUCUCCCAUAUCUUGCCAGCGGUUGUGGCAUGGCUUUGGAAGACGCAGCAGCGAUAGGCCUUUGUCUAGCAAAGCUGACAAAUAAAUCACAAGAGCAGAAACGACGUGCACUUCGAGUAUACGAAGAAUGCCGAAAGGAGAGAACCGAGAAGGUAGUGGAAAGGGGUAAUAUCCAGCAACAUCUGUACCAUAUCCACGAUGGAGAAGAGCAAAAAGAAAGAGACAAGAAACUCAAGAUGUUUGGGGACAUUGAUGAGCAAUUAUUCAAAACACCAAAAGCACUUAUUCAGCCACGACAGGACUCGGGCGAUGAUCCGUUGCCGUGGAGGUAUCAUGGCGUUGGGGGCUGGUUACUGACAUAUGAUGUUGAGAUGGAUGUAGAACAAAAGUGGGAGCAAAUCCAGGACGUCGCUAAGGCACGCCCACUUCUAUAGAGCGGCGAUGUCUGCGUAACCUGCCUGCCUACUAAUUUAACCUAGCUAUAUCUCAAUACCCCAAUGAACCUAAAGUUCCUAACAU